Xyrichtys novacula (pearly razorfish) is the source of this 3367-nucleotide messenger RNA. NCBI's taxonomy places the organism in Eukaryota, Metazoa, Chordata, Actinopteri, Labriformes, Labridae. The record is from the annotation of a GenBank genome assembly.
ACUCUGAGAUAAAACAGCCCACGCUAGUGCCUACCAAACAGUGCAAGCCAUUUCCAAAAGUGAAAUAUUGAAAAUCAGAAACCCUGGCACUCCUGGCUGCGCUCCACCGACCUGUCUGCACGUACGUGACGCAUGGGGAGGGGGGAAGACUACUUAAAGGCGGAUUAACGCUGGCAAGACAUUAAAUCCAACCUCCCUCCAUCCAGACGCAGCGCAGCCCAUCAACCUGAUCUGAAGAUCGAAAAUAGGAGGGCUUAUAGUAAUCAGCCCUUUAGACUCCCAUGACAAGGAAAAGUGUGGCCGCGUCGUGGGAGCGCUCGGCACACACAGCAGGACGCUCGCUGGCGCUGCGCGCUCAGCUCAUAACCAAGCAGAUAGCGCGCAGACAGACGGAGAGGAGCGGGGACGGCGGCAGCAUCCCGUGACGGAUGCAUUUUCUUGCUAAAAACGGACGCUUUGGAGACUGACUACAACGAGAGUCAGUGAGAAGUAGGACGGGAAAUAACGCGCUUUUUUUGGAGGGAUUUGAACAGAGUGCCGUUGUGCUCUAGUCUUCUCCGGAUGCUCAGAAAUGGGGGAAUGGACUAUACUAGAGAGGCUCCUGGAGGCUGCUGUCCAGCAGCACUCUACUAUGAUAGGAAGGUAAGAUGAUGAGCAAAAAGACCAAGAAGAAUCGCAGCAGCCUCCAGGAUCGUCUUUAGCAUGGCUCCCAGUCCCCCGUUUCUGUCUUGUGAACCAAGGAUCUUCUGUAGCAUGGUGCCCAGUCCCAGUCGUGUCUGUGUUGUGGAUUUUUUGUCUUGUUUCACAGAUUCCUUUUUUCCUUCACCACCUCCUAGUCGAGGCAGCUAAGUAAACCAGUUGACAGCUGUCUUUUCAGUGCCUGGGAUGGUGCUGCACACAGCUUACACUACACCUGAAAUUCAUGUCUCAUUUCACAUGUUCACCCAUCCACCUUUUGCUUCUGAUGUGUGUGAGCGUGAGUGGUGGUUGUGUAAAAAUUGAGAUGUGUUUCAUUGAGAAAGCUCUCACAUGUAGAGUCAAAGCAACGCCGGUUGCUUACAUGUCAUUUCAGCCAUUAAAUCACAUUCAUACAAAACCCUACAUACACAUAGAUGCAGGGAAAACAACACAAACCAGUCAAAAAAGACACACACACACAUAGCAUCUGUAAGAGCGUCCUGUUUCAGCACUGGACAGCUCCCCAAAUCCAACACACACCCUGUGAAUUGGACAGUGGUCGCCUCAGCCAGAGGCAGCGCACAAGUGAACCAAAUUUGUAUCACUUUAGUCACUAAUUCAUACACUUAUUUUCACAUUUGUGUGUUUGUUUGCUUGCUUUUUAGGAUCCUACUAACAGUGGUGGUCAUCUUCCGGAUUCUAAUCGUAGCAAUAGUUGGAGAGACUGUCUAUGAUGACGAGCAGACCAUGUUUGUUUGUAACACCUUACAACCGGGCUGCAACCAGGCAUGCUACGACAAGGCAUUCCCCAUUUCACACAUUAGAUAUUGGGUUUUUCAAAUCAUCAUGGUGUGCACCCCGAGUCUUUGUUUCAUCACGUACUCGGUGCAUCAGUCGGCCAAGCAGAAGGAGCGGCGCUACUCGACGGUCUAUCUGACGCUGGAUAAGGAUCAAGAUUCCCUGAAGCGAGACGAGAGCAAAAAGAUAAAGAACACCAUUGUAAACGGAGUACUCCAGAACACGGAGAACUCCACCAAAGAAGCCGAGCCGGACUGUUUGGAAGUCAAAGAGAUCCCUAAUGCGGCCAUGAGAACUACAAAGUCCAAAAUGCGGCGGCAGGAGGGCAUCUCCAGGUUUUACAUCAUCCAGGUGGUGUUCAGAAACGCGCUGGAAAUAGGCUUUUUGGUGGGUCAGUAUUUCCUGUAUGGAUUCAACGUCCCGUCCGUGUACGAAUGUGACCGCUACCCGUGCAUCAAAGACGUCGAGUGCUAUGUGUCCAGACCCACGGAGAAAACCGUGUUCCUGGUCUUCAUGUUCGCAGUGAGUGGGUUUUGCGUGGUGCUCAACCUGGCAGAACUCAAUCACUUGGGGUGGAGGAAAAUCAAAACGGCCGUGCGGGGUGUGCAGGCCCGGAGGAAGUCAAUUUAUGAGAUCAGAAACAAGGACUUGCCUAGAAUGAGUGUGCCCAAUUUCGGGCGCACACAGUCCAGUGACUCUGCCUAUGUGUAGCUCCAAAAACAUGUACAAAAUAUAAACCCAGGAUGGACAUGAUGGACAGCUCCGCACGCCUAAUUCGUGUCAUGACUUAAGAGUGGGCAGAUUUUUUGUUUUUUUCAUUUCUUGGUCUUUUAAGGACUCAUAGCAAGCGUGAAAUCCACGUUUGUUGACUUAUUUAUUAUUGCACUGAUGCAACUUUUUAGUAACGUUUAUACUCUGUAAGAUGCGUAAUGGAGACCAUGACAUAGCGUGUUCACAUAUUUACUCUUUGUGGGCUGUUCUGCUGUACUUGAAGAGAGUAAAAUGCAAAAAUUGCACUAAGAAGUGAACACUUGAGAGCUUGGUGACCUUAUCCAAAAUGUGCUACAGAGCUGACGGUGUUUUUAAAGAAUUUAUUUCCAUCUUUUUUGGCACAAACCCAAAUAAAUGGCACCCUACACAGUGGUUAAAGGACAAAUCUACCAUCCAGAUUUAUAUAUGUGCAUAGAUAUAUAAAUCCUACUUACUAUGGUUGAACUAAAUCAGCGUAAUUCAUGUUUUUGUUGCCUGUGUUGCACCACUGACCUUAACAUAUGUAACCAUUCCAUCGCUUUAUAGCUGACUUGCAAAACAGUACAUGGUAAAUUUGCUGCAAACGCUAACGUCUGUGACUUCCUUAAUUUAUGACACACCAAAGCGCCCACUGCUUUUAUUUGUGAAGUGUUUUCUUGCUUUUUUGUGUAAUCAAGUGCCAUACUUGUAUAUAAACAUAAUAUAUGUAUACAUAUAAAUAUAUAAAUAUAUAAUAAUCAUCAUGGAAGCUGAUUCCCUGCUUGGAUUUAUGCUAAAUGCCGCCCAAUUUUUUUAUUUGCUUUAAAUGUAUUUGUUGUGAUUUCAAUGAAAAAGAAGAAGAAUAAGAUAUACAGUUUUCUCUGUUUUCUUUUGCAAAUGACUGGAAAAAAAAAGAAAUUAAGUGCAAGUCCUUUUUUUAUAAACAACAUAUAUAUGUCUCCCUCAAAUCACAGCUGAUUGAAACUGGACAAAUAGCACAAAUUGACUUUUUUUUCAAAGAACGGGCGAUUUCAAUCUGCUCAGGUGCUACAGUUUUUCAUAGAAUGGUUUUAAAUGUAACCAAAACUAACCAGAAAAAAAAUAAGACAUCUCUUUUUUUUCUGUGGAAAAUAAAAGUGGGAUUCAUGUACACCAGAAAUGU